UCUCUCACCUUCAAUAUCCCUUCCCAAAAUUGAGGAUCUCUGUUAUCUCCCCUGCAUUCCCAUUUCUUUCUUUCAGUUUUUGUCUUUCCAUCUUUUUUUUUUCUUCCAUUUCUCUCACACAAGAGGGCCCUCUCUCUUAUCACAGAACAACAUGGCGAACGCGGCAUCUGGAAUGGCUGUGCACGACGACUGUAAGCUGAGGUUCUUGGAGCUAAAAGCAAGGAGGAACUUCCGAUACAUUAUCUUCAAGAUCGAGGCGCAGCAAGUGCUGAUAGAGAAACUCGGCAGCCCCGAUGAAACUUACGAGGAUUUCACAGGCUCUCUACCUGCCGAUGAGUGCCGCUAUGCUGUAUUUGAUUUUGAUUUCAUCACUUCUGAGAAUUGCCAAAAGAGCAAAAUCUUCUUCAUUGCAUGGUCACCCGACACAUCAAAGGUGAGAAGUAAGAUGGUGUAUGCGAGUUCCAAAGAUAGGUUCAAGAGGGAACUGGAUGGGAUUCAAUUCGAAUUGCAAGCCACGGAUCCAAGUGAAAUGAGCAUUGACAUUGUAAAGGGUCGAGCAAUUUAGGCGCAUGAAUUCUGCCUAAUUGGAUAUCUUACAUUGCUUUACAAUUACAUAUGUGAGCAUGGUUUUUAUUUAUUUUUUGUAUUCAUCCCUUUUCUCAAACUUCUACGAUUGAAUGGCUUUUUUGUACUAAACAAUGUAGUAUAAUUUGAUGUAAU
This is a messenger RNA of Tripterygium wilfordii, 720 nucleotides long. RefSeq names its product actin-depolymerizing factor 7. Gene Ontology annotation, cellular component: cytoplasm; actin cytoskeleton. NCBI's taxonomy places the organism in Eukaryota, Viridiplantae, Streptophyta, Magnoliopsida, Celastrales, Celastraceae. Gene Ontology annotation, molecular function: actin filament binding. Gene Ontology annotation, biological process: actin filament depolymerization. The transcript has 3 exons. Bases 152 to 565 code for a protein of 137 amino acids. The record is from RefSeq and is a predicted model, not a curated record.